Molecule: messenger RNA, 540 nt
Organism: Synchytrium microbalum
Lineage: Eukaryota; Fungi; Chytridiomycota; Chytridiomycetes; Synchytriales; Synchytriaceae
Exons: 5
Coding region: 1-540 (179 amino acids)
Biological process (GO): translation
Cellular component (GO): ribosome; cytosolic large ribosomal subunit
Molecular function (GO): structural constituent of ribosome
Source: RefSeq, a predicted model, not a curated record
AUGACCAUAUCCCAUUAUCACGAAUACCAGGUCAUUGGCAGGAAACUGGCCACUGAAAAAGAGCCAAUUCCCAAGCUAUACCGGAUGAGAUUAUUUGCUCCAAAUACUACUGUCGCAAAGUCUCGUUUCUGGUACUUUUUGAAGCAAGUCCGUAAGGUCAAGAGAGCAUCUGGUGAAAUCGUUGCUGUUAACGAGAUCUUUGAAAAGAAGCCAUUGGUCAUCAAAAACUACGGUAUCUGGCUACGAUACAACUCUCGAUCUGGUACCCACAACAUGUACAAGGAAUACAGAGAAUUGACACGAACAGACGCUGUUGCUUCUUGCUACCAAGAUAUGGCUUCAAAGCACCGAGCUCGAUUCAGUUCCAUCCAAAUCAUCAAGGUCGCCCUUGUCAAGAACGAAGAUGUCAGACGUCCACACAUCAAACAAGUCUUGGUACCUGGUCUCAAGUUCCCUCUUCCUCACCGAGUUCAAAGAGCUGCAUCCAAGGCUCAUGCCAACACCUUCAUCGGUCAUCGCCCAUCUACUUACGUGGCUUAG